GCGGUUAGACUCCUAGCACAUCCAGUAAAAGAGCCAAUAGAAUUGUCUUUCUUUUUAAUUCGCUUUGCAUCGAUUUUGUACUGACACCCAAAGUACAAAACAAUUGAACGGAGGGGGUUCCAGCGGGGGUAUACAUCGUUUGUUUGCAAUCGAAUUCGCGUGUGCGGGAAGGUCUUGUGUGCAUCAGAGCUUCGACGCUUUGCUGCCCGCAUCCAUUCCGCGCGAAGAGAAAAUCCUAUACGAAAAUUGCUUGUUUCAUGGCAAUCUGGCAGAGAAUGCGCAACGUAUUCGGUUGCGAUGAGCUCAGCAAGAACCGCGACAUCUGGCGAAUGCUCAUGGCCGAAUUCGUCGGCCCACUCUUCCUCGUCCUCAUCGGCUGCGCUUCUUGCGUCGAGGGAUGGAACGAGCAAUAUUCACCACACAUCGUUCAGGUCGCCCUAUCCUUCGGCGUCACCAUAGCCACAAUGGCACAGGCCUUGGGACAUGUUAGCGGUGGCCACUUCAACCCUGCCGUGACGGUGGCCUGCCUCGUGACCGGCAAAAUCACCAUCGUCAAGUCCAUCUUCUACAUAAUAGCCCAAUGUUUGGGCGCCAUAUGUGGAGCUGCUCUUCUCCAGGCAUUGACUCCGACCGAGUUCCACAACACGUUGGGCGUGACAGAGAUUCACAAGGCCCUGACUCCGACGCAGGGCUUCGGUGUGGAAUUCUUCUCCACGUUCACGCUCGUCCUCGUCGUCUUCGGUGUUUGCGAUAGCAAUCGUAAAGACGUCAAAGGAUCGGCACCGUUGGCUAUCGGCCUCUGCAUCGCCACCGCCAUUUUGGCUACCGGAAACUACACGGGUGGCAGUUUGAAUCCGGCUCGAUCCCUCGGCCCUGCAGUCAUCAGCAACAAGUGGAAUUAUCACUGGGUUUACUGGGCAGGACCAAUCAUCGGCGGUGUAGUGGCCGCCCUUCUCUACCAGAAGGUCUUUAAAGCGCGUACGGUCGAAGAAGAAAUCGAACUGGAAUCUUACCAGUACCAAGCCGCCAAUUCAAAGGAGAGCGAAAUUAUCGCUGAUCGAACCACGACCAUCUAAAAA
Messenger RNA from Daphnia carinata, 1079 nucleotides. RefSeq names its product aquaporin AQPAe.a-like. Lineage: Eukaryota; Metazoa; Arthropoda; Branchiopoda; Diplostraca; Daphniidae. Gene Ontology annotation, molecular function: water channel activity. Gene Ontology annotation, biological process: transmembrane transport. The record is from RefSeq and is a predicted model, not a curated record. The transcript is spliced from 5 exons. The coding region runs from base 258 to 1076 and encodes 272 amino acids. Gene Ontology annotation, cellular component: plasma membrane.